AUGAAGUCCUUCACUCUUAGCACCCUUUUUCUCGGCCUUGCCAUGACUGCUCCUCUUACUGAGGCUUUGGUCGCUCGCGCCGUAACUUCAGCGAAGACGAGCUCUACUUUGAAGAGCAGUAUCAAGGUCUCCUCGACCAGUGUAAAGGCUUCUUCGACUGCCGGGUCCGGGACGCUCUUGGGUGUUAAUGUAGGUGGCUCAUCGUCUCCUCUACUAGGAGUCAGCGUUGGCACUGCCACUGUCUUGGCAGUCGAUGUUUCUGCGGCCAAGGCUACAUCCAUGCCCAAGAUUACAUCUACGCCCAAGGCUUCAUCCACUCCAACUGUCAAAGCUUCAUCCGGCUCGGUCAAAGUCAUAGCAGCUGCUUCGUCUUCAGCUCCAGUCAAGUCAGCUUCUAUGGUCUCAUCAGCAAAGGCUGUUAGCACGAUCACGGUUGCACCUACCACCACCUUAGCGAACCCUACGGCCUUGCCAUCCACCUUCUCUGCUCCGGUUCAGGGUCAGGGCACACUCACGCUCGACAACUUGCCUGCUCUGCCAGGUGUCAUCGAUAAGACCUUCUCGGGUGUCCUCGGAAGUGUCUAUGGUCUAAUCGACGGCGGUAACUACACUGGCAGCAGCACUGUUUCGGCAUGGUGCGAUGCUGGUCGCUGCUAUGGCUCAGCGAACCCUACCGUCACUGCGACUUCUCCUUUUAUAAUUACUUGUGAUGCUAACAGCGCAUGCUCUGCUGUCAUUUCUGGCGCAGCCACUGCAAUUUUCACGAACGGACAGCAAGUUGGCUACUGCCAGAACGGUGUAUGUACGGCUUCCAUUAAGGCUUUCGGAGACCCAAUGUACUAG
Molecule: messenger RNA, 843 nt
Organism: Parastagonospora nodorum SN15
Lineage: Eukaryota; Fungi; Ascomycota; Dothideomycetes; Pleosporales; Phaeosphaeriaceae
Exons: 3
Coding region: 1-843 (280 amino acids)
Source: RefSeq, a predicted model, not a curated record